Messenger RNA from Penicillium alfredii, 468 nucleotides. RefSeq lists its product as uncharacterized. The record is from RefSeq and is a predicted model, not a curated record. Bases 1 to 468 code for a protein of 155 amino acids. Gene Ontology annotation, molecular function: nucleic acid binding. NCBI's taxonomy places the organism in Eukaryota, Fungi, Ascomycota, Eurotiomycetes, Eurotiales, Aspergillaceae. The transcript is spliced from 2 exons.
AUGGUCGAGACCCAAUCAGCAGUCGGUAUCUACUUCGGCGACAAGAACUGCUACAACAUUUCCUAUCUGCUCGACUCGGCCUUUGAUCGCCAUAAAAGCCAGGCUACUGAGCCGUGGCCUGCGUUUGUGACCGAGAUCAAGCGCGCCUGGGUAAGGAGAGCAGAUGCCGGGGAAAACUUGCCUCUGAACCAACUUGUGAGCAAAUCGGAUUCGGAGUAUCUUGUGCGCGGCAUCACCGACUGGAUUUCUAAAUGGAAGAAUAAUGGCUGGCUGUAUUGCAAGCGUCAGCCUGUAGCGAAGGCGCCGCUGUUCAAGUUGAUUGAGCUGUAUAUCGGGAGGCUUGAACGGGGAAAAAAAGUCGUUGUCAAGUUCUGGAUGGUGCCCAGGGCCCAGAAUAAGGAGGCCAAUUGCUUGGCUAAAAUGGCGCUGAUGAAACAUUCCACCAGGCAAAGAACGCUGGGUGACUGA